AACUGAUCAUAACAAUCAGAGCUAAGUAAUGUAUAAGUUAAUUAAAUACGCCCAGACAGGGUUCAUGAUUUAAGUUUUGACAGUACAACAUACGAUGUAGACCUGUGCUCGGACUAACCCUAGAUAUUUGAGUUCAUUAGGACAUUGAAUUUUCGGAAGAGAUGCGACAACACAGGAGAAAUAAAGUUUUCCUCGCCGUUGUUCUCCUCGUCCUUUUCUACAUGCUGUACACACACGACCGACAUGACCUAGACAGUGACACACUGGACAGCAGAUCCCGUUUACGUGAGGUUGCCGCACCUGCGGAUGCAAACCUCCCUCUGAUUUUCAUUGGAGGGAUGCCGGGAAGUGGCACCACCUUACUUAGAGUGAUGAUGGACGUGCAUCCGGAUAUCCGGUGUGGGGAGGAAACUCGGAUUAUUCCGUAUGUACUUGGGAUGCGCUGGGAGAAAUGGGAAAAAUCAUUGAAAGAAAAAAUGAUCCUUGAACGAGCAGGGGUGGCGAAUGACGUCAUCGACGCAGCCAUGUCGUCGUUCAUUCUAGAGAUUAUCAAAGGAAGUGGUGAUCCGGCCCCUCGUCUUUGUAGCAAGGACCCUUUAGCCUUCAAGGAUGCUGACUACCUCGCCAGGAUAUUUCCAAAUUCUAAGCUAAUCAUGAUGGUGCGAGACGGCCGCGCCGUAUGUCAUUCCUUGAGAACCAGACAGUUGACGAUUACUGGUUACAAUAACAGUGAUGUCCGCAACUGUCUAAAGCGCUGGAGUAGCGGGGCCGAGCUUCUGAACGUCCAGUGCCAGCAUGUAGGACCCGACAGGUGUAAAAUGAUAAGGUACGAGGAAUUCGUACAGUAUCCUGAGGAGUGGAUGCGGAUCAUUCUUGGUUUCCUUAAUGUACCCUGGAACAUUGCUGUUCUCCAGCACUCAGUACUUGUGAGGAACAAUAAAGUGUAUUUUGCAUCAAUUGAGAAGAAGACUGCUCAGUUGCAGAAGCCGGUCAAUACAGCGGCUUUGGCUAAAUGGGUAGACCACCUCCCCGAGGACGUCAGGCGGGACAUGGCCAAUAUAGCCCCUUCACUAAACAAGUUUGGGUACGACCCCAGGGCCAACCCUCCCACCUACAAAUACGACAAACCAGCCCAAGUGUCACUAAAAGACUACUAAAUUCUGUAUAGUGGCGACUACAAACAACGCGUCAUAGACAUCACAUCCCGGCGGUCGCCAGAAAUCUCAUUCCAGAAAAUAUACCAGGGAACAUGUAACCCAGCCGGAACUCUCUGGCGGGAGUGAUAUUGUAGUGUUACUAGUGAUGUUGUUCCAGUAGUGUCUGGCGAGAACGGGACUUAACACUGACGAACACUGCAGUGAAGAUAAACUUGUUGAUCCAGUGUUGGUAAGAUAUGACUGGGAUUGGUCCCGGGUGGUAGAGAAUUCUGGUACAUAGGCUAAUUACCCGCAGACCAUUGACAAUGAGUAUCUGUACAGGUUUUACACAAUACAAUAAACUAUUGACAAAAAUAAACUUUUUUUAAAAUUGU
This is a messenger RNA of Pecten maximus, 1531 nucleotides long. Its product is annotated as protein-tyrosine sulfotransferase 1-like. Gene Ontology annotation, biological process: peptidyl-tyrosine sulfation. NCBI's taxonomy places the organism in Eukaryota, Metazoa, Mollusca, Bivalvia, Pectinida, Pectinidae. Bases 162 to 1157 code for a protein of 331 amino acids. The record is from RefSeq and is a predicted model, not a curated record. Gene Ontology annotation, cellular component: Golgi apparatus. Gene Ontology annotation, molecular function: protein-tyrosine sulfotransferase activity. The transcript has 2 exons.